CGCACUGGCUGGCGGCGGCGACGGCGGCCAGCACUGGGCAGGCGUGGAGGCGUGGGCGCGCGCGUGGCUACCGCGGGCACGGAGCGUCCGCCGCGUCGCCUGAGUCCUGCACACCCUCGGCGGCCGCCUCUCCCGCCUUGCGCCCUCCCGUCCUGCCCUCUGCCCAGCCGCGCCAUGCCCGCCGUGGACAAGCUCCUGCUGGAGGAGGCGUUGCAGGACAGCCCUCAGACUCGCUCCCUGCUGAGUGUGUUUGAGGAGGAUGCUGCCACCCUCACAGACCACACCAACCAGCUGCUGCAGGCCAUGCAGCGCGUCUAUGGAGCCCAGAAUGAAAUGUGCCUGGCCACCCAGCAGCUCUCCAAACAGCUCCUGGCAUACGAGAAACAGAAUUUUGCUCUUGGCAAAGGCGAUGAAGAAGUCAUCUCUACGCUCCACUAUUUUUCUAAGGUGGUGGAUGAGCUAAAUGUUCUCCACACAGAGCUGGCCAAACAGCUGGCAGACACCAUGGUCCUCCCCAUCAUACAGUUUCGAGAAAAGGAUCUCACAGAAAUAAGCACUUUAAAGGAUCUCUUUGGACUCGCCAGCAACGAGCAUGACCUCGCGAUGGCCAAAUACAGCAGGCUUCCCAAAAAAAAGGAGAACGAAAAGGUGAAGACUGAGGUUGGGAAGGAGGUGGCAGCCGCCCGGCGGAAGCAACACCUGUCAUCCCUGCAGUACUACUGUGCCCUCAACGCGCUGCAGUACCGCAAGCGGAUGGCCAUGAUGGAGCCCAUGAUAGGCUUUGCCCAUGGACAGAUCAACUACUUUAAGAAGGGAGCAGAGAUGUUUUCCCAAAGUAUGGACAACUUCCUGUCCUCCGUUGUGGACAUGGUGCAGAGCAUUCAGGUGGAGCUGGAAGCGGAAGCGGAAAAGAUGCGGGUCUCGCAGCAGGAACUGCUCUCUGUUGAUGAAGCUGUUUACACUCCGGACUCAGACGUGGCUGCGCCUCAGAUCAACAGGAACCUCAUCCAGAAAGCCGGUUACCUCAACCUCAGAAACAAGACGGGGCUGGUCACCACCACCUGGGAGAGGCUGUACUUCUUCACGCAGGGUGGGAACCUCAUGUGCCAGCCCCGCGGCGCCGUGGCCGGAGGCCUGAUCCAGGACCUGGACAACUGCUCCGUGAUGGCCGUGGACUGCGAGGACCGCCGAUACUGCUUCCAGAUCACCACGCCCAACGGGAAAUCGGGAAUCAUCCUGCAGGCAGAAAGCAGGAAGGAGAAUGACGAGUGGAUAUGUGCCAUAAACAACAUCUCCAGGCAGAUCUACCUGACCGACAACCCCGAGGCAGUCGCCAUCAGGCUCAAUCAGACGGCCCUGGAAGCUGUGACUCCCAUCACGAGCCUCGGCAAAAAGCAGGAGAGUUCGUGCUCCAGCCAGAAUCUGACCAAUUCAGAGAUGGAAGGUGCCAAGCUCGUUCCCAAGGCGACAGUUAGUACAACUGACACAGAAGAAUUGAUCGCUCCUGGGACACCAAUUCAGUUUGACAUUGUCCUACCUGCCUCGGAAUUCCUUGAUCAGAACAGAGGGAGCAGGCGCGUCAACCCUUUCGGGGAAACGGAGGAUGGAUCGCUUCCAGAAGCAGAAGAUUCUCUCCUGCAGCAGAUGUUCGUAGUACGGUUUUUGGGCUCGAUGGCAGUUAAAACAGACAGCACUACCGAAGUGAUUUACGAAGCCAUGAGACAAGUCCUAGCUGCCCGGGCCAUUCAUAACAUCUUCCGCAUGACGGAAUCGCACCUGGUGGUCACCAGCCAGGCUCUGAGGUUGAUCGAUCCUCAGACUCAAGUGUCCAGGGCCAGUUUUGAACUGUCCAGUGUCACACAGUUCGCUGCUCACCAAGAAAACAAGAGGCUGGUUGGCUUCGUCGUCCGCGCCCCCGAGGCCGCCGGAGACGCGUCCCUGAGCACAUACGUCUUUGAAAGCAACUCCGAAGGCGAAAAGAUAUGUUACGCUAUUAAUUUGGGGAAAGAAAUUACUGAAGUUCAGAAGCUUCAGGACCCAGAGGCAUUGGCUCAACUAAUGCUGUCCGUCCCACUAACCAAUGAUGGGAAAUACGUACUGUUAAACGAUCAGCAAGACGACAGUGACGGAAGUCCACAUGAGAACCAAGGCGCCGAGUCGGAAGCCUAGCUGCCUGUGCGUGUGGGGCGAGCGCCCAGGCGAGGCGCCCUGCCUAAGGGCUGCACUUCUCUGACUCACAGGCACGCUGACUGGGUUCAGGAUGUGACAAUCGGUGGCAGAAUGGCCUCUCGAGGCCUCGGUGCCGAGAGCCGAGGGGACCCCGGAGGUGGCCGGCGGCACUGCUGUCCAUCUACAAAUGCUAUUUUAGGUGCUCCGUGGUGAGUCCUGGCCUUAGAUUGCAUUGUUCAGCACUCA
Ochotona princeps (American pika) is the source of this 2415-nucleotide messenger RNA. It is a transcript of the gene APPL2, whose product is annotated as adaptor protein, phosphotyrosine interacting with PH domain and leucine zipper 2. The transcript is spliced from 21 exons. Gene Ontology annotation, cellular component: endosome membrane; cytoplasm. The record is from RefSeq and is a predicted model, not a curated record. Gene Ontology annotation, biological process: signaling. Gene Ontology annotation, molecular function: protein binding. Bases 175 to 2169 code for a protein of 664 amino acids. NCBI's taxonomy places the organism in Eukaryota, Metazoa, Chordata, Mammalia, Lagomorpha, Ochotonidae.